AUGGGAGCAGCCCCCUCCAGCACAACUUGGAUUCAAGGCCUCUCAGCCGGGGGAACAUCACAACACAGAAAUGGACAAGAAAGGAGACAGAGUUUGACAAACGAGCUGUCUAGAUUGGGACUCUUGUAUGCAGAAAUGAACAAGAUUGAUUUUGCCACAUUGUCACAAAUUCAGGGGUUAGAAGCAAGAACAAUCACUCAAAUCAAGACAAAGCUUCGUGCCCUGAGGUGCAAUCCUUCACAAUGGGCAAAAUUUUUGACCCUUGGGCAAUUUUUAAAGGGUGGUAGAAGCAGUUUUGACUACCGAGUACAAUUCCGUGAACUGUGUGCCAUUUUAACGGGACGCGAAAAAAAACAAAUACCAGUUGUGACACUGUCCGAUGAUGACGAUGACAAAGACGAGGAUGGUGCCGAAUCAUUAGUCAGACUAAUACUAGUUAAAGCUCCAGAGACAAAUCAUGUGACGGAAGAGUACAGCAAAUCAACAUCAGAGGACCCAGAAAUUCCUUUUGCUGACCGAGAGCAAGGCUUAGAUGAUUGCGAAGACCCCCUGGAUAAAGCGCUUGAAUACGUAUCCAAGUUUCAAGGGUGGUCUAGGGUGGAUAAUAUUGGAGAAUUUUUUAAAACAUGUGCUAGAAAGUACAAUUGUGAUGCCCAGCAGCUUGGAUUAAUUUGUACUACAUACGAAGGCGACCGCCACCGACAGGUGUCCACACAAGAUCGGUUGUUUACACGGCCUCUACCCUCAGCGUCGUCAUCAUCAUCAGACGGAUGCGAGAAGCAGCCGGAUGCCCUGAAAUUCGCCAGGCUAGACCCAACCUUUCGAGACACUGACCAGAACUGGAAACGAUUAAUGGACAGUGACGGCUGGGACAUGGACGUUAUUGGGUUCAAACAUAUUGUCCAGACGACCCGUGUGUACAAGUCAAACAAUCUGGAUCCAAAUAAACAGAUACAACCGGAGCGAAAUGUUGCAAUCCACCACCCCACAACCAUUGUCCCUCUCCCGCUAAACCGCCAACAGCAGCAGCAACCGGACAAGAGUAGAAGCAACAUUCAGACUACCGUGCGUGGAGAACCAAUAGGGAGGGGUAUGACAAUCACCGCCGCCCUACAAGCCACUAUCGUGAAUCGUGAUCUUCAACAACAACAACAACAACAACGACUCGAACCACCGAGUGCUCCUAGUAUCAAUAAACCCCUGUCACCCACAACCUUGGAUGUCAUGAUGAACGGCACUCUAGAGGAGCAAGCUAAUGACAACAUGGCCAAUAAUCUUGAAUGGGACAAGUGGGUAAAUCAAGAGUUUGAGCCACGCAAACUGCCGAGCCCGAUGGACGGCAAUUACCAUCCUCACACUGUGACUGAAAAGGAGCAUAGAGACCUCAUGACCUGCUUUAGGGGGUUGACGGACAGGGAGUGGGAAAAAAUGCUUGGUAUCAUUGUGCAGUUGGAUUUAGGACCAGAGUUGUUAGAGGACUCUACAUGGGAUAAAAUUGUUUUAAAGGCUCAGAUCAUUACGUCUCGAAAGCCCAAGCAGUUGAGAACCACGUUUCUAAACGAUAUCGUCCCAAAUCUGGCCAGCAGAUUUAAUUUUCACGAGGAAUCUGUGCGGUAUUUGAAGCGAUUCGGGCGUCCCACCUUCCGGAUAGUAAACCCCUUCAUUGGCAUCAAAUUGCUCAGAUCAAUUUAUAAACUCUUGUCCCUUGCCCAAGUAAACAAACUGUUUCAGAAACAAUUUGGCAUAGUCCUGCUCAAGACGGAUAACUUGACCAACUGGGAAGACUGGGAGCGCGAGUUUUUUUACUCUAUACACCGGCACGAGUUUACGGAAAUGAUGGACCAAGAACACGUAUCUCACGCACUAACAAUUAUGGACGCAUUAAAUUAUAACCUGGCGGCCUUCAGGUUUUUGUUUUCUGAAACCAAAACCAAUGAUUUGCAACGAGCCGCACUUGCAUCAAGUUGUGUCGAGUACUUGAAACUCUUGUCAAAAAAGAGUGAGCAGUUGGUAAGAGUAAUUUAA
Molecule: messenger RNA, 2025 nt
Organism: Folsomia candida
Lineage: Eukaryota; Metazoa; Arthropoda; Collembola; Entomobryomorpha; Isotomidae
Exons: 5
Coding region: 1-2025 (674 amino acids)
Source: RefSeq, a predicted model, not a curated record